This is a messenger RNA of Phytophthora sojae, 672 nucleotides long. RefSeq lists its product as hypothetical. The coding region runs from base 1 to 672 and encodes 223 amino acids. The record is from RefSeq and is a predicted model, not a curated record. The transcript has 2 exons. NCBI's taxonomy places the organism in Eukaryota, Oomycota, Peronosporomycetes, Peronosporales, Peronosporaceae.
AUGGCCGUUGCCAGGGCGCUUCGCACUGAAACUGGCUCAGGGUAUACUCUACGACUCGCGAAUCCGCGAGUGUUCGACAUGCUGGAAGAUCGAGUAAACUCGAGGUUUAGAGAGCUGGGAGCCUCGCUCGCGACGGACCAACAACGACUGACGGCGGCUGCUUCCGAGCUCGUGCAAGUCUACUACACGAACGGAGACCGACGCUUUGGAACGGUGGAGUUCAAGCGCGCGCAGUUGCUGCCCUUUGAAGAGACUGCGAUUUCUGCCACCAUUUUCUCCAUUGUCGAAGUCGGGGGGUUUCCUGACGGCCAGGACUCGCGAGUCAUCAGGCGGUCCGAGGACGCGUUCGCCAUGGACUCUCGCCUCACCGUUUGUCUGGAUGACGGCGGGACCCUGAAUCUCAACACGCACAGCGUGAUGAAGCGCUUUCUGACACCGACUGGGAUUGUGAUGCUGCUCGAGUCGAUAUCCGACUGGACGGCCGAUCUGCAAAACUCCGGAUGCUCGUGGACCCACACGACGGACGAGGGAGGCUGCUUCGCACGGACGAUAAAUAGCGUCGUCAUCCCGUCAUUUCGGGAUAUUAUUCAGUCUCGCCACCAGUUUGUAGAAAACGCACUCUUUGACUGUAUUCGGGGAUCCGACAGCGGUGGUAUCGGUGCAUGGCACUAA